AUGUUGGAGAAAAUUAUAACCAAAGAGGCCGAGGUUAUGGUCGAGGACGUGGCCGAGGCCAUGGACAUGGCAGAAACUCUAAAAGGUCUGAAAUACAAUGCUAUGUUUGCAAAAGGAGACGCCGGAGAGACCCAAAGGCCGCAAGGCAAGUCCAUGGCCGGUGGCAUCACCGAGUUGUGGAGAGCCUCACGGGAGACGUGCCCACAGGGAACAGUUCCGAUUAGAAGAACCACGGAAGAAGAGGCUCUGCGAGUGAGGAAGUAUGAGAGGAAGCUUUUAGAGGGUGCAGCAGAAAGUCCCUUCCCUAAUCAUGAGGUUAGGAUGUAUGCAAUUGGGACGGUGAAAGAUGAAAACCUGUACUACGGUGCAGAAGCCACCUACAACGUGUGGGCGCCGGCAGUGGCCAACAACGGCGAGUUCAGCUUAUCACAGUUUUGGCUCACUUCUGGCACUUACGCCACCAACCUCAACACCAUCGAAGCCGGGUGGCAGGCCGAUGCAUAUAAGUCCACGGGUUGCUAUAACAUAGAGUGCGCUGGUUUCGUCCAAACCGACACCAAUAUCGUUCUCGGAGGCUCUAUCAAUCCAUCAUCAACUUACAACGGAAAGCAAAUGGAAGUGGAGAUACUAGUUCGGAAGGUCUUCGUCAACAUGUCUGCUCCGUUGUCAUCUGUAUGA
Musa acuminata AAA Group (dessert banana) is the source of this 678-nucleotide messenger RNA. Its product is annotated as protein neprosin-like. The record is from RefSeq and is a predicted model, not a curated record. Lineage: Eukaryota; Viridiplantae; Streptophyta; Magnoliopsida; Zingiberales; Musaceae. Bases 1 to 678 code for a protein of 225 amino acids. The transcript has 5 exons.